Molecule: messenger RNA, 4380 nt
Organism: Ciona intestinalis (vase tunicate)
Lineage: Eukaryota; Metazoa; Chordata; Ascidiacea; Phlebobranchia; Cionidae
Source: RefSeq, a predicted model, not a curated record
GUAAACCCGAACCCGUGUUUUAACUGGCGCGAAACUUUAAAUUGCUUAAAAGUUAAUUGGUAUUUACACCAAUUAAUCAGGGUUAUACGGUUAAAUAUAGCUAAAGGGCAGUUAAAUUAUAAAUAUAUACAGCUUGUUCUAUGCAUACAACAAAGCAAUGAGUAGUCUUACAGAAAAAAAGUUCGUGACACUUCGUAAACGUUUGGAUCAACUGGGAUAUCGACAAGCCCUUGGAAUUGAAUCCCUUCCACUGGUCGAAAGAUUGUUCAGCGAUCUUCUGCACACAACUGAUAGCUUAAAGAAGACGAAACUUGGCAUCAGCAAACAUGUUUCCUCCAAUAAUGACACAACUCAAAUGGUGGAAGAUGCAAUCGAACCAUAUCGAGUUGAUAAUGCACGUCUUGUGCAGGAAAACAACUCCCUUCACUUGGAUUUGGUGAAAACUAAAGAAGAGCUUGAAGCUGCAAGUAAAAAUUUAAAAGCUUCCAUUCGUCAGCUUGAACACGAAAAUGCAGAUUUGAGAUUCCUAAAUUCGCAAUUUAUUCAAAAAGUAAAAACUGUAGAAAAAGAAAGUUCUUCAAAAACUGACACCAUACAAAAACUGCAAGAAAAGAAUCUACAGGCUGUCAUACAGACACCAGGUGGAAGAAAACGAACUAUUCCAUUCCGUCGACAGCGAAUGCAGAUUGACUCCACCCUUCCCCCACCCACAACUAACGCUUACAUUUCCUCCCAACCUGAUGAUCCUUACAUUGCAGAUCUUAUACAGGUUGCUGAUACAAAGAUAGCUCAACUCAGUGAGGAAUUAAAGAAGUUACAGCAAAGUGAAGAAAUCAAUUCGAAUAAAAUCAAAAACCUCAGGAGACAGGUCGAAGGACGAGAUCGUGAGAUUGAUCGUCUUAACCGGUCACUUGAGGGCGGUAGACCACAAGAUGUGAUUUCAUUAGAAGCAAAGAAUCGAAGCAAUGAACGGUUGAUUUCGCAUCUCAACUUGCAAGUCGACUACCUCCAGCAGAGCAACCAGGAGCUUGAAGAUCGGAUUAAAGAUCUGGAAGAUGGAAAAUCACUUGCAGUAGCUGAUAGUCAGAGGUUGGGAAGAGAGGUUGAGAGGUUACAUGGAGAACUUAGGGAUAUUGAUCGCUUGGCUCAACAGCUUGAACAGGACAAACAGGAAGCGGUCGUGGUCGCGGAUCGGGAAAUUCACGAAGCUCAGAUCGAGUUGAGGCAAUCCCAGCGACGUGGAGAGGGAACGGAAUCGAAGUUACAAGAUGCAAACAUGUUAAAGAAUCGCCUAAUGGUUGAAAAUGAGAAUCUACAAGCAGACUUUGAAGCAGCAAAACAAGAUAUUCAACGACUUAACGAACUAAUGGAUAAGAUACAGGCAGAUAAGAGACUGCUUAGUGACAAAGUCCAACUUUUGAGCUCGAAAGAGAAAAGUUUGAUUCUUGAGUUGGAGCAAUAUCGAACAAGUCCGUCACGUGCUCGACGCAGAGACCGAUCACCGAGUAAACUCGAUUCUUUCGUGAGAACUCUUGAGCAGGAGAGGGAUCAUUAUAGAGAUGAAUGCGAUGCUUUGCAGGCAAUGCUAAGGGAAGCGAAGGGAGGACACACAAGCAGAUCUGCCAGCCCAAGGCUCUCCAGAAGUCCAACUCGAUCCACUCCCUCUCGUAAAUUGCCUGAUGAAAAGGAAGCAAUGCGCUCCCGCAUGAAGGCGGUAGAGAGUGAGCGAGAUUUCUUUAAGCGGGAGCUUCGUCUAUUGAGGGCAGUCACGCGCAAAAGCAACGUCACUACGUCACAAUCGCACGUUACGGGUGGUGACGUCAGCGGUGACGCGUACCAGGCGUUGCUAAGGGAACGUGACGAGCUACAAUCUAUGUUAAGCAAGUUCGAACGUCACAUGGCUGAGAUCCAAACCAAUGUGAAAGUUCUCACACAGGAGAGAGAUAAAACGAAUCUGUUGUACGAACAGUCGAAUGAGGAAUUGCAGCGAUUACGUCGUGAGUUCGUCCGAUCGCCCAAGUCACCGAAAGCGUCGCUCACCGCACAGGCGAUCUUACGACGAGUGGAGAAUGAACGAGAUACUUACCUUGCUGACUUGCGACGUAUGACGACAGAACGUGAUAGUUUGCGUGAACGACUAAAGAUACAACAAGAACAGUCGAUAUCAGAACGAUCAAGACUUGAACAGAGAACCGAGGAUUUGGAAGCUAAAGCUCGAGCAUUAACUCAGGAACGUCUGGAUUUGCAGAGUCGUGUGGAUGCUUUGAAAGACGUGAACCUUGCGCAAGAGGACGACAUCAAGGCUCUGCGACUUAAGAUACAACAAGUUGAGGAAGAUUAUGCAGCAGUGAGAUGCGAACUUGAUGAUGUCAGAGCUUUAAAAAGUCAGAUCACUGGCUCACUAGAUGUCGCCCAACGCAAUCUGUCCCGAAAAUCCAGCGACCUAGCUAUGGCAGAAGAUCGAAUCAGAACUUUGGAGAACCGCAUAAGCGAGUUGUUAGACGGUUCGGCCAAGCAGACAGAAGAGGCAGCAACGUUGCGAGCUACAACUACCGCCCUCGAUCGUGAGAAAGAUGCAUUGCAGUCAGCGCUCGAUGAACGAACUGAGAGAGCUGCUGCGUUGGACGAUCACCUUAGUAGAAGAGAGAGGGAGAUAUCUGAUCUCAGGGUCACGAUUUCCGACCUAGAGGCGAAACUGGAUCGAGCUGGUGAUGAUUUGGCGAGUUCCGAACGCGAAGUGAGGAGUCUUCGUCGUCAGUUGGAUGCCACACAAAGUGAUCUUGCUGAGGCAACAAGAGCAAAGGAAACAUCACUUCGUGAAAAUAGGAGAAUGCAGGAUGACCUUUCAACUUUGACCCGAGAGAAUCAGGACAUCAACAUUGAACUCGAUGACGUCAUGCGAGAUCGCGAUGACCUCAAAAAUAAAGUUCAAGAUCACGUGACCCGUAUCUCGUCGUUGGAGAGCUCGAUCGGUUCCAAAGACCGUGAGCUGCACGAUGUACUGGAUCAGUACCGCAAGGUUUCGUCAGAGCGUGACUCAGCAGAAAGCAGGUACCGCGUCACGAAUGAUGAGUCACAGUCGCUACGUAAUGAACUGAUGUCAGCGGAAAGUGAAAGGAAGAGAUUGUCGGAAAAGAUUGCGUCUUUGGAGCGUGAGAUAUCGGAUCAUAUGCACGCCCAACAAUCGUACGAGGUCCAGAUCUCAAGCUUAAGUUCGACUGUUGCGAAUCUUGAAGCGGACGUGGAUCGUCUCCGAAACGAGAGAAGCGCGUCACAGAUCGACCUUCAAUCGGUGCGUGAGCUGAACGCGAAAAUUGACUCGUCGAAAGAAGCGCUCGGUCGGCAACUUGCCGCUAAGAAUGUGGAAUAUGAACAGUUACAAUCGAGCUACGAAGAUUUGAACAGAGAAUUGGAAAUCGUUCACAAACAUCUUGAAAGUGAGAGGGUAGGGAAUAAAAACUUGGAAGAAUUGGUGGCUACGUCAAGGGAAAAGGAAUUCCAGGCACAACUGAACUCACAGGAGCAGAAAUCGGAAGGUCAACUUCUCAGAGAUAAACUGGCUCUCAAUGAAAGCAAAUUACAAAGCAUGGGACGUGAAGUAGCGUCAUUACGUGACCGAGCAUCACAGCUUGAUGCCGAGCUUGAAGUUGCCAAGCGUCAUCUCACCAAUGAAAGAUACGAACGUGAGCGAGCAGUUCAAGAACUUCGACGUCACGGACUCCCAUCUCCGGGACUUUCCCGUCUUAGUCGCCCCCUUUCUCCUGGGUCACGACCUCGGUCUGGCAGUCCUUCCCGCGUCUCGUUUUUGGACGACACGCGGUAGUUUUCCUUUAUUUAAACCAGCAGACAGUAGCCCUGUAGACCUCACUUUAUAAGUUGCAGCCGCUCUCGAGCAUGAUAAUGUAUAAACAUAUUAUAACGUCAUAUGCGCGAUCACUCAGCGUGUUCCGAACCACUCUAUAACAUACAGCACGAACAUGUAACUUAUUAUUAUAACGAGGAUCGUCUUGUGCCAAACCAAACCACACACACACCUGCAUCUAUCGCUUCAUCUCCUCUUGCCUUGUUCCCUCCGUAUUAUGCAAGGACUUGUGCAGUAACAACGUCGUGUGAUAUCUUAUCACUGUUCUUAUCAGAAAAAGGCAACGCAUCCUCUUUGGUCCUCACACGUCUUCAGAGUCGUGUUUUUUCCAUUUUGCUUAGUUUGUUACGUAGGCGUUCCCCUUGUUAGUUUCAUGACUGGAUUCGGUUGCCUUGACUGGCGGAAGAUAACGAAGCUUUGUUCGAGUUUAGAAACAAUGUAAUAGUUUGUAUACAAAAGUGUUUUUUUUCCUUUUUGUAUUUUUGCAAAGAAACAAAUAUACUUGUUAUGUUUUCUAA